AUGGCCUCAGAGGCACACCACCAGAACGGUGUUUUGAUCGGUGAGACCGCCAGCAAACCCCCCUGGGCAUCCAUUGAUACUGAGCCUUGCCCAACCGCUUCGGAUACCGCAGAACCCACGGAUAAGCGUCCUCAAGACUCAUUCCAAGGUACGCGGGACAAGAGCCCUAUACUUCAGCCUGAAUCUCCGGAAGAAAGUACGCCAAAUGGACCAUCUCCUUCCCAAGAAGAGAAAUCAGAAUCGGAAUCAGAAUUAGAAGAGCAAAUACUCCUCUUCCAGUCCCAUGAACAUCAAGAACAGCAACAACAGCUCCUAAAUGAAAACUCUACAGAUAAUUCCAAUGUUGAGAAGGCACUCUCUAACCCGGAUCAAGGACCUGCUCCCAUGAACCGAGAUACCGAACCCGCCUCAGAUAAUGAUGCUGCCGAACUCUCAGAAGGUACGAAAUUCCACGAAGCAGAACAAGAAGAGAUCAAAUAUCCAGUCUCUGACAAACCAAAAGAUGGCACUGGUGAGCGUCCUGUUCGCCAGAAACUCAAGGAAACCUCCAUCGCUGGUGUGGCUCGCUCAGAUUCUCCACAGGACCACAUUAUGGCAUCACAGACAGCACCCGUAAGCCGAGCAGACAAUGUGAGUGAUACGAGCAGUUCGGACGGCCGCGGUAGACUACGGAGGAAACGAUCACUGGAAAUUGUUAAUCGGGAUGACGAGGAUGAUGGUGCGUCGGGGGAACGAGGUGUGGAUGAAGUUGGCCAUCGACGGAAACGGUCGAGGGAUUCGAAAGCGGAAGAUGAGAGCGAAAAGCGCGAAUCAUUAGAGAGGAAGUUGGCGGCGGCGGAGACACAAGACUUUGCAGAUACGAACGCUAAGAAUUCUCCUGCCAAUGAAGCUGGACUACGUACUCCAAGAGAAGACCUUAAAUCUGUUGGGCCAGACGCUGUCAAUAAAAUCCUCAGCCCAAAGAAGAAGCGCGGUCGAGAUCAAUUCGACACAGACCUUGUGAAGUCAGACAAUGUCGACGAAACGGCUGAGGAAGGGGCUACAUUGGCUAGCAAUGGAGAGCCAGUCGAUAAAUUCAAGGGCACCCCAAUCAAUCGCACAGUAAAGGGUGAACCAGAGAAGAAGAGACAUCGUGACGAUUCGCAAGAUAGGAGCUCUCAGGUUGAUUCUGAUUUAGUUCCCAAAAAGAUUACCCCACCAAACCCAUUCUCGAAUAUUUCAGCUGUGUCCCCAUUCGCGUCGAUCCAGCCAUCUGCCACCUCCGAACCGACACCAAAAGAUGAAUCUAAAUUGAAGAAACCACCCAUCACCUCCGCAUCCGCCUUUGCCUCAUCAGCACUAGCAGCCUUUGCCGGCUCAGAGAGGUCCCCAUUCGGCACCCUGGGAGCCUCUGCUACCUCAACUUCUCUCUUCAAACCUGCGUCCACAGUUGAACCUAUGGCAGGCAAAGGAACAGCUGCCCCCUCUUCAUCAUCAUUUGCAGCUUCCCCCUUCGCAGCUGCAGCCGGCGCCUCUCCAUUUAGUGUGUUUGGAGGCGGCGUAGCUGGUUUUGGUAAAAGUGCGUUUGCUAGUGGUUUUGAAGCCGCUGCGCCAAGGCCCGGCGGGGGAUUAACGAGUUUCGCAGCCCCUGCGGGUAGCUCCGGGACUUUGGGAAGUACUGCGAAACCAAAAAUUCUGGGAGCUGCUAGCUCUGACGAUGAGGAGGACGAGGAGGAAGGCGACGGGGGAGAUGAGGGCAAGCCUGCUUUUGAAGGCCUGGAGGAAGAGAAGGGGGAUGAGAGGUUCCAUGAACAGCAAACCGAAACUGGCGAAGAAGGAGAGGACACCAUCUUCUCAUGUCGCGGCAAGUUAUUCCAUUUUGACGGCAAAGAAUGGAAGGAACGCGGAGUUGGCCUCUUCAAAGUCAACGUCUGGGAGCCAGCUAGAAGAAGGUCUAGCGACAGUGAUUCAAAGGAACCUGGAGAAGACGAAGAAGAGGCAGAAGGUGAAGGCGAAGGGGAAAGAGCGGCUGCAGGUGAAAACCACACAACAGUAAAAAAGAAAACAGCCCGACUGCUCAUGCGCGCUGAUGGUGUGUGGCGCGUUAUUCUCAACAUUCCUGUUUUCAAGGGCAUGAAGGCAGGGGAUCCGACUGGCGCCCGGCCGUCGGGGAAGCAGGUGCAUUUUGCCGGGUUCGAGGAGGGAAAAUCUGUUCCUUUCUUGUUUAGGACCGGAAAUGACGAUGUAGCCAAAGAACUCUAUGUGACCAUACGAGAACUUCAAGAGAGCCUUUAG
Paracoccidioides lutzii Pb01 is the source of this 2274-nucleotide messenger RNA. RefSeq lists its product as hypothetical. Gene Ontology annotation, cellular component: nuclear pore; cytoplasm. Gene Ontology annotation, molecular function: GTPase activator activity. The transcript is spliced from 5 exons. The coding region runs from base 1 to 2274 and encodes 757 amino acids. Gene Ontology annotation, biological process: intracellular transport. The record is from RefSeq and is a predicted model, not a curated record.